Molecule: messenger RNA, 915 nt
Organism: Racocetra persica
Lineage: Eukaryota; Fungi; Glomeromycota; Glomeromycetes; Diversisporales; Gigasporaceae
Source: the annotation of a GenBank genome assembly
AUGCAAAUACUUACAUUACGUACUCGGAACAAAAAACGAAAAAAGAACAAUCUACUUUUAAAACUUCAUAAACACCAACACACCAGCAUUGCUGAAGUAGGAGCAAGCGGUCCAAGUCAAUAUUUAUUACAUGAUUCCUUUGCAUCUAUUACUAGAAACGUUUCACCAUUACCCAGUAUUAUAUUCAAAGAAACCAAUAUCUAUCCUUCAAAUGAAAAUGUUAACAGCCAAGAUAACUUUCAAAAGAAUGAUAGUCAAGAUGUCUUUCAAGAGAAUUAUAGUCAAAGUGAUUUUCAAGAGAACAAUAACUAUGACGACUUCCGGACGAAUAAUAGAUGCGAUGAUUUUCAAAAUGAUAAUAGUAACCAAAGCGACUUCCAAGAGAGUAAUAGCCAAGGUGGCUUUCAGGGGAGUGAUAACGACUUCCAAGAGAAUGAUAACCAAGAUGACUUUCAGGAGAGUGAUAGCGACUUUCAAGAGAAUGAUAGCCAAGGUUACUUUCAGGAGAGUGAUAGCGACUUCCAAGAGAGUGAUAACGAUUUCCAAGAGAGUGAUAGCGACUUUCAGGAGAAUGAUAGCGAUAGUUUCUCCUAUUGCUCAGAUCUGCAAGAUUCUGAAGAGUUUGGUAGACUAAUUGAAGAGGAUAAAGAAUUUGAGGAUGAAAUUAGUGUAACGGAUUUUAUAUUAGAAAAGUCAAUGAGUUGUCUCUCAGAAAACGAAGAUAAAAUGGAAUUGUGGCAUAGGAGAAUUUGGUCUGAAUCACCUUUAUUUAGCGAUGAUACGUUGAGAAUCACAUCUCUAGGUCAACCUGCAAUAACAUAUCGAACUGGCAAUUUUAUUUCCUACGUAGAUCAGCAAAACUGCUUGCAGAUUGGGUUUUUGCGAGCAUUCAUUCAAGUAAAAGAAAAUCUAAAA